Molecule: messenger RNA, 1890 nt
Organism: Anolis carolinensis (green anole)
Lineage: Eukaryota; Metazoa; Chordata; Lepidosauria; Squamata; Anolidae
Gene: ufsp2
Product: UFM1 specific peptidase 2
Exons: 12
Coding region: 10-1680 (556 amino acids)
Source: RefSeq, a predicted model, not a curated record
CCCGUUGCCAUGGUUUCCGCUGAAGCCGCGCGAGCAGCGCUUGUUUCCGCGCGUUCCGCCUCCUUGCGCCUGCGCAGUAAACGAGAGAAAGAGCGAGCAAAAACACGACGGGAAAUACCGUUCAGGAAGGCUGGCCGGGCUUUUGACGCAAAGAGUCCCCGCCCCUUUGAAGUGGGCGGGGCCAAAGGAGGUGACGUGUCAGAGGGGAAAUCGUCGGUCCAGGUUCGAAAGGGGAGGAGCAUGCAGCUGCCCGCGGUGCCCCUGACGGAUGUGGUCAUCCUAGAGUCGAUGGAUAUUAUCUUUAGGAUAAGAGGAGGCCUGGAUCUGGCCUUUCAACUGGCUACUACUGAUGAUGCUUCAACUAAAGAGGCACUUAGAUAUGUUUUCAGUGAUCUUUCAACAAAAUUAGCUUCAGAUGUGCUGGUGUUCAGGAUCUGUCAUAGUCCAGUGUACUUGUGGCCAAAUAGUGGGAAAUACUCAGUGGCAACUGAGCUUUCAGAUGACUCUGCUUGUAAGGAGAUACUGCAGUUUAUUCAAUUUGAACAAGGAGAUGAGACCAAACGCAAGUUUUUUAAAAAGAAAGAUAAAAAGUUACAAGAAUCACAGCCCAUAGUAAAUAUAGAUCUUAUGCUAGAAAUGACGACUUCAUCAGAGGCUCUGGCUCCAGUCAUUGAAAAGGAGAAUAGGAGUCAUCACUACAUAAGCAUGACCUUGCCAGUUGAUGCAGUUGUCUCUGUGUCUCCAGAAGAAGUGUGGCGGAAUGUACGGAGUCUUCUGGUGAAUGCAAUUCACACACAGCUAACCGACAUGGAAAAAUGCAUUUUAAAAUAUAUGAAAGGAACAUCGGUUGUGGUUCCGGAACAAUUUCAUUUCAUGCUACCGGGGAAAAAACAACUUGUAACUAUUUCAUACCCAACAGGCAUUUCUGAUAAUCAGCUAGAGACUUACAGACAGGAAUUACAUAGAUGGUUUAAUCUACCUUUCGACAGACCUUAUUUCCGAAGGGCAAAUGCCUACCAUUUCCCAGAUGAACCGUUCAAAGAUGGAUAUCUCAGAAACCCGCAUGUACACCUCAACCCACCUGGCAUAGAGUCUGGUAUAGUAUAUCUGGUAUAUGGUACAUACAGUUACCAUCACUACAUGCAAGAUCAUAUUGAUGAUAAUGGUUGGGGCUGUGCGUAUCGUUCCUUACAGACUAUAUGCUCAUGGUUCAGGCAUCAAGGAUACACAGACAGAUCAAUACCAACACACAAGGAGAUCCAGCAGGCUCUAGUUGAUGUUGGAGACAAGGUGCCAGGAUUUGUUGGAUCGUGCCAGUGGAUUGGUUCCAUUGAAGUGCAGCUUGUACUGAGUCAACUUUUAGGGAUAACUUCAAAAAUACUGUUUGUCAGCCAAGGGUCUGAGAUGGCUUCUCAGGGAAGAGAACUUGCUAAUCAUUUCAAGACUGAGGGAACACCAGUGAUGAUUGGUGGAGGUGUCUUGGCUCAUACAAUACUUGGAGUGGCAUGGAAUGAGAUCACAGGGCACAUAAAAUUUCUAAUCUUGGACCCCCAUUACACUGGAGCAGAGGACCUGAAUACUGUAUUAGAAAAGGGUUGGUGUGGAUGGAAGGGUCCAGAUUUUUGGAAGAAAGAUGCUUAUUAUAACCUGUGUCUACCCCAGCGACCAAAAUCUAUUUGAACUCCAGUUUUGAACUGUGAUAAAUUACUUGACUUAUCUAUAUGUAUAUUGUCUGUACGCAUGCAUAUGUUCAUUCUUUUGAGAAAUGAUGAGUAUGUUUUUAUUAAAAUCUUGUUCAAAACCCCAGUUGAAAUAGAAAUGCCAGUCUAAUAGAGUUGGGAGAAAAGUAAUUCGAGUAGAUUUUCAAAUAAAACCUGAGAUUUAAACAUU